Molecule: messenger RNA, 2003 nt
Organism: Coffea eugenioides
Lineage: Eukaryota; Viridiplantae; Streptophyta; Magnoliopsida; Gentianales; Rubiaceae
Product: pyridoxine/pyridoxamine 5'-phosphate oxidase 1, chloroplastic-like
Exons: 13
Coding region: 39-1625 (528 amino acids)
Biological process (GO): pyridoxine biosynthetic process
Molecular function (GO): pyridoxamine phosphate oxidase activity; FMN binding
Source: RefSeq, a predicted model, not a curated record
GAUGACGAGCAAGCAAAGUAUCAAAUACUGCUAUUAAAAUGUUGCAAAUGCUGCAAAAGGGCAAAGGAAUGACAUCUUUAUUGCUCAGCAGCUACCAACUGCUCCAAUCCAAAUUUGCCCACCAUAUUCUUACCGCACCUUCUACUACUGCUAUUCUCAAGCCCAGUUCUCUUCCUUUCCUCCGCCACAACCGCUCUUAUCAAAUCCGAGGAAUGACGUCAGUUCAGGGAGUCCAGGACCCGGAAACUGUAUCGUAUUUAAGGCAGAGUGAAGCUGCUGAGAUUGAUGAGAUUCUUAUGGGCCCUCUUGGAUUCAGCGUCGAUCAGCUUAUGGAGUUGGCUGGUUUGAGUGUUGCUACUGCUAUAGCUGAGGUUUAUAAAUCAAGUGAACGCAGUCGUGUUCUUGCUAUUUGUGGUCCUGGCAACAAUGGUGGCGAUGGUCUUGUAGCUGCUCGACAUUUAUACCACUUUGGGUAUAAGCCAUACAUUUGUUACCCCAAGCGAACUGCCAAGCCUCUUUAUAAUGGUCUGGUGACCCAGCUUGAGUCACUGUCAGUACCUUUCCUGUCAGUGGAAGAUCUUCCUAUGGAUUUGUCAGACAGCUUUGACAUUCUAGUUGAUGCAAUGUUUGGAUUCUCCUUCCACGGUACACCUAGACCACCCUUCGAUGAUCUGAUUAGGAGACUUUUGAACUUGACAAGUCCUGACAUGAAUGCUUCAAGACUACCUGCAAUUGUCUCUGUAGAUAUUCCAUCCGGAUGGCAUGUGGAAGAAGGAGAUUUAAGUGGUGAUGGCAUUAAACCCGAUAUGCUGGUUUCUUUAACUGCUCCAAAAUUAUGUGCCAAAAAGUUUACUGGUCAACACCACUUUUUAGGCGGCAGAUUCAUUCCACCAGCUAUCAUUGACAAAUUCAGGCUUCAGCUUCCAGCAUAUCCUGGCACAUCUAUGUGUGUACGAAUAGGAAAGCCUCCAAGAGUUGACAUAUCAGCUUUGAGAGAGAACUAUGUUUCUCCUGAGCUUCUUGAGGGGCAAGUUGACUCUGAUCCUUUUGAUCAGUUCCAAAAGUGGUUUGAUGAUGCUUUGGCAGCAGGCUUGAAGGAACCAAAUGCCAUGUGCCUGUCAACAACUGGGAGUGAUAGAAAACCUUCAUCACGGUUUGUUCUACUGAAGGGUUUCAACAAAGAUGGCUUUGUGUGGUAUACCAAUUAUGGAAGUCGAAAGGCUCAUCAAAUAUCUGAAAAUCCUCAUGCUGCUCUCCUUUUUUACUGGGAUGCUUUGAAUCGCCAGGUAAGAGUGGAAGGUUCUGUGGAGAAAGUAUCUGAAGCGGAGUCUGAGCAUUAUUUUCAUAGUCGUCCACGGGGAAGUCAGAUUGGAGCAAUUGCUAGUGAUCAGAGUUCUGUAAUUCCUGGUCAGCAAGUGCUUCACCAAAAGUACAAGGAUUUGGAGGCAAAGUACUCCGCGGGGAGCUCAAUCCCAAAGCCCAAGCACUGGGGAGGAUACAGGCUCAAACCAGAAGUUUUUGAGUUUUGGCAAGGGCAGCAAUCUCGCUUGCAUGAUAGGUUGCGCUACACUCCAAAAGAGAUUGAUGGGAAGAGAGUAUGGAAAAUUGAUCGAUUAGCUCCCUGACUAGCAUUCUCAGUAUCUUCUCUAUGAAACAUCCUAGUGAUUCAGCAUGAUACAAGAGAAAAUUUGAGUAAAUAUCGCGCCUCAUUUCAGCAUGUUGAAAACUCCUGAGCAGAGAACUAAGAGGACUAUAUGGAGUAUGAGAUAUAUGUAUAGUGACUUGAUCUUCUGUAGAAGAGUACCAAUGCCAAUUACUAGAAUAAGAGAGAGAGAGAGAGAGAGAGUAGAUAUAAAGCCCUGCAGAAAAGGAAUUUUUCCUUAAUCAACUGUGGGUUUUCUUACAUUGUCCUUUUGCUUCUACUGAGAGCCAUGUUUGUAAGGAUUUUGCAAAUAAAGCUAACCUUGUGUCACUGGCGUUCAAUGUGUGUGUCAUUUUUUUAA